AUGGUCAACAUCGAUUAUGAAAAGGCAAGAAAAUUUCAGGGUACUCUUCGUAACGAUAUCCUGGAAAGAGUGAAUGUAUUGAAAUUGCCUACUUAUGUUGAUAUGCUAGACCCAGCUUUAAUGUCAGAAACUAAUAUGGCCAAUCAAAAUAAACCAUCUAAAUGGAAAAGUAAGAGGCAAGGCUUCUUUCCGAAGAAGAAGAUGUUUAAAAAGCAAAAUAUGGGUUCAUUGAGUUCUAGCUCUUCAAGGGACUCUGCACCAACAUGUAACAUCUGUGAUAGAAAGCAUCUGGGAGUUUGUUACCACACAUCUGGGGCAUGUUUUCUUUGUGGAAAAACUGGGCAUAUGGUUAAAGACUAUCCUCAGAGUGACCAAAGAGGUGGAAGGCCAUCUGCUAGCUCGACUGGAUCUAUUCCUGUACCAAGGAACAUUGUGAGACCUACUAUUACCAGAGACACAAUGAGGCAUGGGAAAGUCUUUGCGCUCAUCCCAGGUGACACACAAAAUACUGAAGUCGUCGUCUCAGGUACUAUCACUAUAUGUAGUCAAGAUGCUUUUGUGUUAAUUGAUUCUGGAUCAUCACAUUCCUUUGUGUCUACUACAUAUGCAUCUAGAUUGAAUAGACCCGGAGUCGGUGUUGUGUACGUCGUAUAUCAUUUUUGCAAUAUGCAUAUUGGGAGUGUGACUUUAUAUGUGGAUUUGUUGCCUUUGGAUAUUAGACACUUUAAUGUAAUUCGGGGAGUGGAUUGGCUGUCUAAAUAUUGUGCCACCAUUGAUUGUGUAACAAAACAAGAUAUAUUUAGACCUCCAGGACAUGAUGAGUUUAUAUUUAUGGGUAAUGGAGUAGUACCUCCACCUUAUCUGAUUUCAGCAAGGAAGGCAUGUAAACUGCUCAGGAAAAGGUGUCACGGUUAUCUGUGUAGUGUGAUGACUGAACAAUCCAUGAAUGUUGAACUAGACAGUAUUCCCAUUGUUAGAGAAUUUCCAAAUAUAUUCCCGAUUGGAUUGCUAAGGGAAUUGGUUGACAGGGAGAUAAAGUUUACUAUUGAUAUUGUAUCGGGCACUCAGCCUAUUUCGAAAAAUCCUUACGGAAUACCAACUAUUGAAAUGAAAGAAUUGAAAGAACAGUUGCAAGACUUGCUUGACAAGGGUUUCAUUAGACCGAGUAUUUCGCCCAAGGGAGCACCUGUAUUAUUUGUAAAGAAGAAAGACGGGACCUUACAAUUAUGUAUUGACUAUCAGGAAUUGAACAAGAAUGGAAAGGCAAUUGCUUAUGUCUCCUGA
This is a messenger RNA of Camellia sinensis, 1284 nucleotides long. The record is from RefSeq and is a predicted model, not a curated record. NCBI's taxonomy places the organism in Eukaryota, Viridiplantae, Streptophyta, Magnoliopsida, Ericales, Theaceae.